AAAUAGAAAUAUACAAGAAGUGAAAGGAAAAGAAAAGCAAACCAGAGCACUUCUUUUUACAUUGGCCGGUUGGACUUAUGUUUACAAAACAUAUAAUGGUACUUUAUAGAAUAUAAAACUUGUUUCUAAAUUAUCUGUAUAAACCUAGUUCUAAAAAUCAGUUUAUUAGACUAGCUUACUGUUUAAAAUGUAAGUUUAUUUGAACAAGAGUAAAACCUGAGUCAUAAUGAAAGCCCCAAUAAUUUUCUUCUGUAUUUUGUUAUUAAAUGUUAUGCCCUAUAUGAGGCCAUGUAGUGCCUAUGUAAAUUUGUAUUUAAGCUCUAAGGAAGUACAAAAAUUAUUAGGACUACCUGCAGAAAUGUAUUACAUCCGAAAUGAUGAAAUAAAUUGGUAUGCUUUGAACUUCAGCCUUCUAAUACCCCCUAAGGUAAAUGAUUUAUUUUUUACAUGGGAAUGCAGUGAAGGUCAAAAGGUACCAUAUAGUGUAGUAAUAAAAAUAUCAAAUGAUGCGGCCAUUCCUAAUUUUAAUUUGAAUAUUGCAUCACAUGGGUUUAUCCCAACAACCACUCAAGAUUUUGCAAUUUCCUUACCUUGCUCAGGAAAAGUUGAAGCAGAGGUGUAUAUAUCAAUAAUUUUAAAUGUCACUCUUUCUAAAGAUAACACUAGUACCUUGAUAUUCUUAAGAAAAAAGACUUGUUUAAAUGAAAUGGGCAAUGACUAUGUAUUGUUGAAUACAUUACCUGAAAUUGCAAACUCAUCAAGUAUAUUUUAUAUAGCAAUGAGUUGUGCAGCAAUACUAAUAGUUAUACUUGGAAUUCUAAUAAUUAUUUAUUAUCUAAAAGAUGAUAAAUGCAAAUCAACAGAUGGUAGUGGUAGUGCUCCGACAACUACAACCACAACCACUUUUUUGGCUGCAUUACCUAGGAAUGGAUUAAAUGCUUCUUGCUAUGGUAGUUUUAGAAGAAUACCUAGUUACUCUCUAUUAAACGAUGAUAGAUCAAAAAAUUUACAGGAGAGAAUUGCUGAACUGACUAUUCAGAGAUUUAAAGUUCACCUAAAUAAUAUAGUGAUGGAAGGCACAUUUGGUCGUAUAUACCAAGGAUCUUAUAACAACGAUAAUGGGAGCGAAGAGGCUGUUAUAAUAAAGACUGUAGCAGAUCAUGCUAGUCAAGUUCAAAUUUCACUACUUCUUCAAGAGGGAAUGUCAAUGUAUGCAGUAAAUCACAAACAUAUUCUAAGCAUACUGAGAGUAUCUAUAGAAGACCAUACUCCACCAUUUUUGUUGUACCCUUUCAACAAUAACACUAACCUGAAGACUUUUUUGCAAAAAUGUAAGGUGUCUUCUGAGGGCGUGCAUCAUACCUUGACGACCCAGGAGGUGGUGCAUAUGGCUUUGCAAAUUAUUAAGGCUAUGCAACAUUUGCAUAAAAAACAUUUAUUACAUAAAGAUUUGGCUGCACGGAAUUGUGUUGUGGAUGACAAGUUAAACAUUCAAUUAGCAGAUAAUGCAUUAUCAAGAGAUUUAUUUCCAUCUGACUAUCAUUGUUUGGGAGACAAUGAAAAUCGUCCAGUAAAAUGGCUGGCUUUAGAAAGUUUAUUACAAAAAACUUUUACAGCUGCUUCAGAUGUAUGGUCAUUUGGGGUUUUACUUUGGGAAUUAACUACUUUAGCACAACAGCCUUAUAUUGAAAUUGAUCCUUUCGAAGUAGCAGCUUAUUUAAAAGAUGGAUAUCGACUGGCUCAACCCAUCAAUUGUCCGGAUGAACUUUUUGCUGUAAUGGCGUACUGCUGGGCAAUGAAUGCGGAAGAAAGACCGACUUUCACGCAGCUGCACGUGUGUUUGCAGGAAUUUUACGCGCAGUUGACCAAAUACGUAUGAUACAUACGGGUUUUUUCUUUGUUUUUGUAUAUGUUCCUUGCAUUGAAGUGCCAAAUUUUUAAUACUACAUAUAUAUAUAUAUAUAUAUAUAUAUAUAUAUAUAUAUUAUAUAUUGUUCUUAAUAUAGUAGUAAAUAUGCAUAAAUAUCUACCGACACGAUAUUAUAUGUUUGUUUGAUCAUUUUUUUAUAAUUUUUACUUUAGUUUGAUAUGAUUUUUUUUAAUUCAUAACAAGCUUACUUAUUAGGAAUUUUUUAUAUAUGAUCCAAGAAUAAAUUAUAAUAAAUGUG
Molecule: messenger RNA, 2168 nt
Organism: Anthonomus grandis grandis
Lineage: Eukaryota; Metazoa; Arthropoda; Insecta; Coleoptera; Curculionidae
Gene: dnt
Product: tyrosine-protein kinase Dnt
Exons: 6
Coding region: 227-1879 (550 amino acids)
Biological process (GO): cell surface receptor protein tyrosine kinase signaling pathway; protein phosphorylation; axonogenesis
Cellular component (GO): signaling receptor complex
Molecular function (GO): protein kinase activity; ATP binding
Source: RefSeq, a predicted model, not a curated record